AAGAGUAGUGAAGCAGCUAGCUAAUGGUAAAUAGCUACGCUGUUCAAGGCAUUUAAUCUGAUAGCGAGAUAGCAUUAGCAGACGUUUCUAGCAUUAGCAGGGCUACUGUAGAAACAUGGCGGCGCAAAAUGGCGACUUCCAUGUAAGGGGACCCGCGGCGUAUGUAGAUAGAAAUGACUCAUUCUAAGGUAAUAAAAACGUAACGGUUCAUUAUGUAAGGUGUUUAUACACCACUGAAAACAUAGUUACGUAUAUUAUAUUGCAUUUCUGUCAAUAGAUCCUCCUAAAUAUUACACACUGGACCUUUAAGCUUUCAAAUGAUACCUAAUUUAUGAUGAUUAGCUACUAAAAUAUGUGAUGGGGAAAAGACCAUAAAAAGCGGGACGCUGACAAUAAUUGGGCUGAUUCCCCAGGGAAUUUACAGAGUUUUCUUUAGUAAAUCAUCUUAGUAAAAGUGUAACUUUUUUUUUUUUUUGCCAAAGCCAUUUUGUGUCUUUGUGAUUAUUUUGAAGUAUCAGACACCUGACAUUGUAUAUUGCUGAUCUUAUAUGGAAUAUGUUUUACUUGCUAUUGAUUAAGAAAGCCUUGUUUUAACUUGUUUUGUUCCCGAUGGAUCUGCUCUUCCCGUGGGAUCUUCACCUCAGCACGCAUUUCUGGGGUCCGGUGGCUAACUGGGGUUUGCCCAUUGCUGCCAUCAGCGACAUGAAGAAGAGUCCGGAGAUCAUCAGCGGCAGAAUGACCUUUGCUCUCACCUGCUACUCGCUGCUGUUCAUGCGCUUCGCCUAUAAGGUCCAGCCCAGAAACUGGCUGCUGUUCGCCUGCCACUUAACCAAUGAGACGGCACAGAUCAUCCAGGGCACCCGACUCAUCAAAUACAACAUGGAGAAGAAGGCCAAAUAACCGUCAUGUUCCCUCGAGCUCUUCAGGAGGAUCUGCACUGCAGCAUCUGAUCUGUUUUAAUGCAAAUAAAUUAUCAUUCAUGAUCACAGAUGAUUGGUUUUAUGCUACUUUCUCUCUCUGUUACACAUUUAACAUUUUAAGCCUUACAAACACAGUCUUGAAGGUUAUAAUUUGUAUGUAAUGUAGAAAUAUUUGAUUAAUUUAUUUCCAUACAUAAUGCAAUCAGUGUGUGUUAAAUUAACAUGGAGAAAAUAAAAAAAUCUAAUAAUG
Messenger RNA from Ctenopharyngodon idella (grass carp), 1170 nucleotides. It is a transcript of the gene mpc1, whose product is annotated as mitochondrial pyruvate carrier 1. Bases 610 to 900 code for a protein of 96 amino acids. Gene Ontology annotation, biological process: pyruvate import into mitochondria. NCBI's taxonomy places the organism in Eukaryota, Metazoa, Chordata, Actinopteri, Cypriniformes, Xenocyprididae. The record is from RefSeq and is a predicted model, not a curated record. The transcript has 4 exons. Gene Ontology annotation, cellular component: mitochondrial inner membrane.